Messenger RNA from Phialemonium atrogriseum, 1446 nucleotides. RefSeq names its product glycosyl hydrolase. The coding region runs from base 322 to 1320 and encodes 332 amino acids. Gene Ontology annotation, biological process: carbohydrate metabolic process. Lineage: Eukaryota; Fungi; Ascomycota; Sordariomycetes; Cephalothecales; Cephalothecaceae. Gene Ontology annotation, molecular function: hydrolase activity, hydrolyzing O-glycosyl compounds. The transcript is spliced from 3 exons. The record is from RefSeq and is a predicted model, not a curated record.
CCCCCGGCCUUCCCACUCGUCAUGAUGAAACAAAUUAACACCCGGGGGAGGAGGCUCCACCGGCGCUACCCUGUGAUUGCUGCCAUGUCAUGGACUCGUCCUCCGGCGGGCGUGUUGGAUCAUGGCCCCCGUGGAUCCGUGGGAGGUAGGGAUCGCGGAAGGUGCGGAACAAUUACUUAACUGACGGGCAAGACGGACCUGCUCGCAUGGAUUGCCUUCCUAAACGUUCCCCCUAAACCUGUUACCCACAGUACACGACCUGUGAGCCACUGGGUGUGAACUUCUCAGAGCUUUAGUACGGCAAUAAGAGGAUCAAUAUCAAUGCGAUACCUGCGUCAUCUCAUCGCCGCAUGGGGACUCCUCAACUCUGGCUCCAACCAGGCCAGAGCACACCCCCUAGCGGCAGCCAGGUCAGAAGCACUGGCGCCGGUCCUGAACGUGGACUUCCCAGACCCGUCCAUCCUUCAAGACUCGGACGGGAAAUGGUACGCCUUCGCCACCAACGGGAACGGCAAGCAAGUCCAGGCAGCAUCGGCACCGGCGCCCCAGGGCCCGUGGACGCUCCUGGACACGGACGUCAUGCCGGACCCAGGCCCGUGGACGACGGGCAAAAACACGUGGGCCCCCGACGUCCGGAAGAUCGCCGACGGCCGCUACGUGCUGUUCUAUUCGGGCGAGUCGACGGCGGGGACGCCGGGGCAGCACUGCGUCGGCACGGCCACGUCGGGGUUCGUCCUCGGCCCGUACACUGCCAGCUCCCAGCCGCUGAGCUGUCCCCUGGACCAGGGAGGCGCCAUCGACCCGGCUGGAUACUUUGACGAGGCGACGGGCACGAGAUGGGUCGUGUAUAAAAUCGACGGCAACAACAAGGGCAACGGCGGGGACUGCAACAACGGCGUCGCGCCCAUUCACAGCACGCCGAUCAUGCUGCAGCAGAUGUCGGCCGACGACUGGGUGACGCCCGUGGGGUCGGCGACGCAGAUCCUCGACCGCACCGACGCCGACGGCCCGCUCGUCGAGGCGCCGAGCCUCGCCCGCGCGCCCGACGGCACCUACGUGCUGCUGUACAGCUCGCACUGCUACUCGUCGGCCGAGUACGACGUCAAGUACGCCACCUCGGCCAGCAUCGCCGGGCCGUACGAGCGCGGCGCGGCCCCGCUGAUCGGGACGGGAGACCUCGGGGGCUUGGCUUCGCCCGGUGGCGCUACGAGUGCGCCGGGCGCGGACCGGUUGGUCUUUCAUGCCAACUGUCCUGCGGGGAGGUGCAUGUUUUACAGUGGGCUUUCCGCGUCAAAAGACAAGGUGUUGUUAAGCACCUGAUGAGAGUGGGUUCGUCUGUUAGCCGACCGCCUUGUGGCUUAAAAAAUAUGAAGUAAAAAGAUUGUGAAUGGAACCAGUUGCGUGAUUAUAUGCGCGUACCAAAAGUGGCGCGAAGAAUGGAGUGCU